Plutella xylostella (diamondback moth) is the source of this 6615-nucleotide messenger RNA. The record is from RefSeq and is a predicted model, not a curated record. Lineage: Eukaryota; Metazoa; Arthropoda; Insecta; Lepidoptera; Plutellidae.
AAUGUUGGCAAAACUGUAACAUAAAUGUCAAAAUUUCGAAAAUUUUAACGGACGGAAACAAGAAGGUUGUUUGUACGAAAGUUUACUAAUAAUUUUACAAAUAAAAUAACAAUAACGGUGCAUAAUGUGUUAAAGUGUUUGUUUAAAAGCCAUGGAGCCGUCAAAGGAAGCCAUCGCUGUUCGGCUGACCCGUCUCAAUCGCCAGAUAUUGGGGAAAGUGACGAGUGGGAACACAACGAAUUUUAGCAAAAGAACUAUAGACCGCGAAGCUCUGCUUGAUGCGCUUACAGUUCUCUACGACGAGUGUAAUGAUGACCCCGUCAAGAAGUGCGAUGAGCUGGUGCGAGCAUUCGUUGAUAAAUACCGCAGCACAUUGGCGGAGUUGCGCAGGACGAGGGUCUGCAUCGCUGACUUCGAAUUACUUCAAGUUAUUGGAAGAGGACACUUUGGAGAUGUUCAUAUGGUGCGUGAGAAGCAGACGGGCGACGUGUACGCGCUCAAAGUCGUGCGCAAGGAGGCGGCGGCGCGGCGCGCGGCGUGCGCGGGCGACGAGCGCGACGUGCUGGCCGCCGCCGCCGCGCCCUGCCUGCCCAAGCUGCAGUACGCCUUCCAGGACAACACAAACCUGUACCUAGUGAUGGAGCUGUGCUCGGGCGGCGACCUCGCCUCUCUUCUCUCUCGCCGCUCGGAGCCGCUGUGCGAGCGAGACGCCGCAUUCUACGUCGCGGAGACUGCGCACGCGCUGCGCACGUUGCAUAAUCUAGGUUUCGUGCAUCGCGACGUCAAACCGCAUAAUAUAUUGCUGGAUCGAUGCGGCCACAUCAAACUAGGCGACUUCGGCUCCGCCACCCGCCUGUCCUCCGACGCUGCGGCGCCGCCGCCCGCCACGGCGGAUUACGUGGCGCCCGAGCUGCUGGCGGCCGCCGCCUGCGCCGCGCGACACGCCGUCUGUCUCGACUGUUGCCGGGGGCUCGCGCCCGCGCCCGCUACGGCGUGCGACUACUGGUCGCUGGGCGUGGUGGCGUUCGAGCUGGUGACUCUGCGGCGGCCCUUCUCCUCGGAUGAUGAUGAUUCUGUCGCGCUUAUACUUAGUAAUAUACAGAGAUACGAGCGCUCAGACCCCGCCGAGCUCCCGUUCGCCCCGCCCCCCGCGCCCCCGUCCCCGCAGUGGCGCGCGCUGGUGGCGGGUCUACUCCGAGUGCACGCCUCCAAGCGGUUCAACUAUCUGGACACGUUGCAGCAUCCCGCGCUCAAGCACUUGACCAUGCACACUAUUAGGGACCAGGCGCCCCCGUGGGUCCCCUCGCUGCGCGGGCCGGAGGACGCGUCGUGCUUCGCCCCCGCGCCCCGCGAGAAGCCGCCCGCCCCGCAGGCGCCCUUCCGCACGCGCGCGCCCUUUGCCGGGCAACUGCCCUUCGUUGGUUUCUCGUACGUGGCUCCGGAGGACAACGAGGACAGCAUCAGCGGCGGCGGGUUCAACGCGUCGCACGACUGCACCGCCAUCGACCUCGCCACCUUCAAGUCAGCCGAGAAGCUAGCAGUAAUGCGUGCGCGCGAGAUCGCCUCCCUACAGGGGCGGCUGGCGGCGGCGGAGGCGGCGGCGGCGGCGGACGCCGAGCACGCGCGCCGCGGCGCCGAGGCGGAGGCCGAGCGAGUGCGGGCGGCAUUGCAGGCGGAGGUCACGGCGCUCAGUGCUCAGAACAAGCGACUCGAGCGCGAACUGGACAUAGACAAACAAGAGCGGAUGUCGCUCGAGCGAACCAUACAGGAAAUGACGUCAUCGGCCAAGGAGCGCGCCAACUCAGAGCUCAGAAGAAUGCAGGCGAAAGUGGCUGAGAUGGAGGUGGAACGGAACUUGUUGCGUGAAGAACAAAAGAGGUUGGAGACGAAGGUUGAAGAGAUGAAUGCGCAAUGUGAGAGGAACUUAGCGGCUGCGGACUCGGCUAGAGCACAACAGAGGCAUUAUAAGGAGAUAAUAGGCUACGUACAAGAUUUGAGUCACAGAAGACUGACGGAAAUCAGCGUGCGGCCUAUUGAAUCCAUGGCGAAAGAGCGCGCCCUCCGGCGGCAGACGCUCAGCGGUUGCGAGGCGGACAGCCGCGCGGUCGGCGCCCGUAUCGCCGCGGCCGAGGCCACCGCCGCCAAGGAGACGCGGGCUAAAGACGAGGCGGAGAGGAAGCUGUUGCAGGCCGAGCAGACUAACCGCACGCUCCAGGUUGAAUUGAGUGGUGUGAAAGAGGAGCUGGGGAGGGUACAGGAGUGCUACAGCGACAAGAAGCGCGUUUCGGAAGCGUCUUCCGAACAGCUGAGGCAGGCGCAGCUGCAGCUUACAGAAGAAAAGGUCAAGUCCGCCGCGCUGCUGGCGCAAGUACAGGAGUUACAAUCAGAACUCGCAGAAGUGCACCGUCGUGAGGCGGCGCUAGAAGAGCUGGCGUCACGCACGGAGCGGCGCCUGCAGGAGCGAGUGAAUGAUGCGGAUAGUAGAGCAGCCAGUGCGGCUGAGGAGAAUGCCAGGCAUCGGGAGAAGGUGAACUCUCUGGAACAACUAGUCCGGCAACUAGAGCGCGAGGUGAGCGCGCUAGAAGCCCGCAAGAAGGACGCACACAGCGACGCGCACAGCGACACGGAGAGCGUGGGCGAGGACGCGCACAGCGGUGCGCAAGUGCAGCUAUUGAAGGAACAGCUGGCGAGGGCCGAGGCGCAGUUGCAGGCACGUACAGAAGAGAUGGCGGCAUUACGGCAAGAAGCGAGAACGGCCAACCUCGAGAGAUGGCGCAAGGAGCGCGAGUUGAACGACCUCUCUGUCACACACAAGACAUCGGAGAGGGAGCUAAAACGACUCGAAGAGCGGAUCGACCGCGCCACGGAACUACGCAAGGCGGCGGAACAGAAGGCCGCGGCGUUGCAGACUGAAGUGGACAGUCUUAGGCCCCGCUGUGAGAGUGUUAGCAAGGAGUUGGAAUUGACGAAGAAGAGGUUGGAGAGGCUGAUGAAGGAACACGAGGUGGCUUCGGCGGAGGUUGAUAGGUCACGCAACGACAUCCUGAAGCUGAAGAGCGAGCUCCAGUACAGCGAGAAGCGGCGCAUCAGAGCGGAGCAACAGGAGGAGCUGGGGGGCCGCGAGCGCGCCGCACUAAGGGACGACGCCGCCGCCGCGAGGGCUGAGGCAGCUAGUCUGGUGCAGAACAGCAAGGCUCUUCAGGAGGCGUGCAGCUUGAUGGAGGAGCAGCUCACAGACCUGGAGCGACUCACGGACCUGCACGAGCAAAAGAACAAGGAGUUAGAGAAAGAGGUGGAGUCCCUUCGCUCCGAGCUAUCGUCUUGCUCCGUCAAGUUGGCGGCGGCGGAGCGCGCGGCCGUGGAGCGAGACAGCAAGCUGCGCGAGACAGAGAUAGAGUGCGAGGAGGCCAAGGAGCAGUUGGGGCAGGCGCUCAACGAGAUUGAUGUUUUGAGGGACCGUCUAGACGACCGCACCGACCGCAUCGCCUCACUCGAAUCCCAACUCUCCUCGUCAGAGGACGAGCGUCAAUCCCUCUCCCAGUGCCUGGCGGGCGCGGGGAGACACUCGCAUGCUCUGCAAGAGGAGUGUGCGGCGCUGAGGACACGCGCCGCCGAGCGACACCGCCAGGCCAUGGAGCUGCAGCAGCAGCUUAAUGAUGCACAGGAGGAGAUAGCGGCGCUGAAGGAGGCGGCGGACGCGGCGGCGGCGUGGUGGCGCACGCGCGAGACCAAGGCCGACGCCACGCUGCGGCAGCAGGCCAAGCUCAUCGACUUCUUGCAGACGAAGAUAGAGGAGGGCAAGCACAAGAAGUCUCACAAGUGGUUCGGCAAGUCGCCGGCGCGCGGCUCGGCCGGCUCGCCGCCGCUGCGACGCGCCAACAGGGAGUUGCGUGAUGAAGUGGGGCGGCUCCGCAAGCAACUGUCGUCCGUAAGCGGCAGCGGCAUCAACGACACGUUGGCAACACCAAAACGCGACACUUUCAAGAAAGCGAGAGAUCUCAAUAUUAACAAAUCAUUAGAAGGAGAGAAAAAGACUCAAGUUAAUGGUGUAAUGAGCAUUGACAUGCCUGAUGGAACAAAAUCCAGCAAGGAUGACGACGAUACGGUCAAAAUUGUUUGGAGCGACGGUCACGUGCAAGAGCGCGUACGAGUGCGCUGUUCGUCGGGGGCACUCAUUAUAGUCCGCGACGGCCGCGAACUGCGCGCCCGCCUCGUGUCUACCACCACGCAGAACUUGCUGCAUAAUGAGGCACAGAGGGGCUUUACUAUAAAAAUCGACUCAGAUUCCACCCCGUCGGAAGCGAGCGUAGUCUGUUCCACCAUCGAACAGCGCGCGCAAUUCAUCACUCAACUCACGCCGGCAGCGAGCCGCGGGUACGCGCCCGCCGAGACCGCGCGUCUGAGCGACGACGCCGCCGUGGCGUGCUGGCUGGGAAGUGAUGCUGUUGCUUUUGGUUGCUCCAAGGGCAUCUACUCGCUGCGCGGGCAAAUCCGCCUCGAGCACAAAGAGCAGCACAUGUGGGACGGGCCGGUGUCGGCGCUGGCGGCCGCCGCGACCCGUGUCGUCGUCGUGAGCCGCGGGCAGGUGCUACACGGCAGCCUGCAUGCGCUGGAGUCGGCCCUGCGCAGAGCUCCCAACCUGAGCCCCACGUUGCAAGUCGAGAAGGUGUACUGUUUGCCUGAAGGGACCACGUAUUCUUUGCUACAGGCCAUCCAAGGCGACGCUCCAGACGCCGCGUGUGUGGCCGUGGCGGGCAACCAGCGCGUGUUCUUGCUGCGGUACGACUUCUCCCGCGAGGCGUUCACGACGUCCCGCUCGCUCACAGUGGACCGCCGCCCCUCCUCCCUCCUGCUCACACCCGCCGCGCUAUACAUAGCCGGAGAACGACCGCUCAAACUCAAACUACCGUCAGGCGUACUAGAACACUUCGCCAUGGAGAAUGCCACAGUUUCCGCAGCGGCCAAGAAGCACAGCCCGCCCAAAGCCAUACUACUGAUACGAGAGCAUCCCGCAGAAAUACUCAUCUGCUACAACGAGUGCGGUGUGUUUGUGGACGAGAACGGAAAGAAGACGCGGUCGGAGGAACCGAAGUGGUCGAUUGCCGCCGAUCGCUUCGAGUUUGUCAGUCCGUUCUUGUACAUAGUAGGCAGUGAAAUGAUCGAUAUAGUGCAUGUGAAUGACGAGUCAUACCGCGCGCCACCCUGCACUUGCGACACCGACUCUGUUGCCUCCUCCGACUGUUAUGCCACUGAACACGUCUUCCAUCUCAAAGUCACAGACUGCACGUUCCUCGGAAAAGCACCUAACGGCAUCCUAAUACAGUCCAAAGUCGGGGGCAAUCUGGUGAUAUCGACGGUAGAAGGCAUGGCGGCGUUCAGAAGCAUCGGCGCUUCGGUGGAGUCCCUCGCUACUAUCUCAGACACGAAGGGCUCUACCGUCAGCCUGGCGCAGUCAACGACCGACCCGAGCACGGAGGAGUCCUCGCGCGACGCGUCUCGCCGAGAGAGUGUUGAGAGCAGAGAGCAGGAGACCGCGUUCCAGGCGGAUAUUAGAAAGAGAGCGACUCAGUUGCGACAAAAGCAACAGAGGCAGGCGGCUCCAUCGAAUGACGUCAUCAAAGCGGUUCUCACCACAGAGCUGAGUCUCAAGAGAAGCUCUAAAGGCAGUCGCAAGUCGGCGCCGAUAGAAGAGGAGACUGACUCCGACACUAGUCAGGAGAAGGAGAAUAAACCGAGGAAUCCAGCGGAUUUGUGCGCAGAGAUGUUCACUAAACAAGUGAAGUUCCAAAAGAUCUGAUGUGUUGCUCAACGUAUUGUAAUUUAUUAGACCAAGUGUUAGUCACAGAUAUAACAGCAUGAAUACCUCUUGAUAUAAUUACGUAAUCUUCUCUUUGGCUAAGAUUUGUGAAUAUGCAAUACCUAUAAGUAGCCACAAUUAACUGAGUAAUUCCACAGCUCUACAUUCCUACAAAUUACAUAGAACUCAUAUGUAUGCAAUGUUUUACUUCAUACUUUAACCUUUUAUUUAUUGGCUAAGAUUAACACAGCCUCUACUGAUGUGCUCUAUUACGUUACGAAUAGGUUUUGGAAGUUCGAUAAAUAAUUUGCACACAUUUAGUCGCUCAGUACUUAACUUAGUUACCCUACGGUAAGUUAAUAUUUAACUACUAACGCCUCUCUAGAAUAUAAAUACUAAUACAUAAUUAGGUUCACUAUUUAUGAUUAUGAUUAGUUUUAACUUAUUGCAAUAAUAAUAGAUAAAGGUGCAGUAUUCGAAUUUUGCUAUAAUUUAACUCCCACUUUUUCCGUCAUUCCAGUAAACAAAGGAAUAGCUUAACGGGGUUUUUUUAACAUUUUAACAAAUUCCUGCAAUUAGAGGCAUAAUAACGGAUUUGACUUCACUUUUAGACGUAUGGAAUGAUUCUUUUAAUUCUUGCCAUCGUUUUUUUCUAAUAAGUAUUAAUUUUCAAUUAUUGUGAGGACCAAUUUUACUGUGAUUUUAUAAGAUUUUAAUUGUGUUUAGACUUAGUUGUAUUACAGUGUAAUGUAACAUUAUUUUAAGGGAUGUUUGUUUUGUACUCUAACCUGUUGAAAUAAAAUUUAUAUUUCCAUAAA